ACCUGCAAAGGUCUCUCCUUCGGGCACAGGUUAUCAUCGAUGAGGCCAUGGGACGCGACAUCACGAACCAAGCUAUGCUCCAGCAGCUGGAUAUGCUGAGGGAUGCCAUGUACCAAGCCUGUUACAUGCAUGACACCUUCAUGUACCAAUCUCACAGCGAGAAGGAUGCCAAAGGUCAAGUUGUGAGUCAUUCUUUCUCUCUGUCAAAAGUAAAUCAUUUGAAAGUAAUAGAUUCUUCUAGUAGAAACACACUGAUUUUGAAACAACUGCAAGACACUCUUGACAAUUUGAACUGUAUGAUCCUUGAUAUGAAAGAGCUGGAUGUGUUCAUGACAAGCUACCCUCGCCUCUACCGCCAGCCAUAUAGCAUGCAUCUACUGCUAAGCAACUGCAUGUUCGGCCGCCAGAUGGAAGCAGAGCUUGUCCUCAGUUUCCUAUUGCACACACAACCUCAUCAUGGUGCUGAAGAAUUGGAGGUCCUGCCAGUUGUUGGUCCAGGCAAAGUUGGCAAGAGCACCCUUGUUGCACAUGUUUGCAAUGAUGAAAGAGUUCGUGGUCAUUUUUCAGAAAUCAUGUUCUUGAAGGACCAUGAUUUGAAAGAUGAAAAGUUGACCUUUCUUGUGGAAAGAUGUAUGAAGAAACAUCGAAAUUCCUUGUUGAACAAAGAUGGGAGAAUGCUAGUUGUUGUUGAGGCAGCUGGAGACAUGAACAUAGAUGAGUGGAAGAGGUUUUAUGCUGCUUCAAAACGGUGUAUGAGAAGUGGUAGUAAAUUCAUAAUCACAAGCCGGUUUGACAAGAUCACAAAGCUUGGGACGGUGGGGGAAGUAACACUGAAAUAUCUGUCCGACGAAGCAUACUGGUACUUCUUCAAGACACUUACGUUUGGAAGCACAGAUCCCAAGAUGCAUCCGAGGCUUGUUUACAUGGCCAUGGAGAUAGCCAGGAUGCUGAAUCGAUGUCUCUUAGGUGCCACCGCUACUAUCUGCAUGCUGAGGGACAACUUUGACAUCCCCUUUUGGUGCAAGUUUUUAGCCUUUCUGAGAGGUUUCAUGAAGUGGCACGCCUCCACAUUUGGUGAUCAUCCAUCUGAUGCUCUGAACCAAGAUAAACCUGGGCAUCUUGGAAGAAUGUUUAGAACUUCUGAAGAGAUCAUGGUUCAUCAUCAGUAUGAGCGCUCUUCUCAAGAGGAGAUUCCGAAGAUAGCGUUGCAAUCUGUGAUGUAUGGAAGUGUUAAGCCUCCUGCUGGGAGGUUUGAUGCCCUAGCAUGUAGAUCCCCAAUACCGCCCUACUACAACUAUAUCUAUACUUGUGAGGUUCGAGAUAUGAAAACCACAUGUGCUAAGAGGAAGCGUUCUUAAUUAAUUUUGACAUUUGAAGCUUCUUUAAGAGAGAGUGUGUGUACACAUCUGUACAUGUUAUAAACAUAAUAUUCAAAAAAUGAUGAUAUGACGCCACAUGUUAUGACCUUGCCAUA
This is a messenger RNA of Panicum virgatum (switchgrass), 1474 nucleotides long. RefSeq names its product putative disease resistance protein RGA3. The coding region runs from base 48 to 1358 and encodes 436 amino acids. The record is from RefSeq and is a predicted model, not a curated record. Gene Ontology annotation, molecular function: ADP binding. The transcript has 2 exons. NCBI's taxonomy places the organism in Eukaryota, Viridiplantae, Streptophyta, Magnoliopsida, Poales, Poaceae.